Molecule: messenger RNA, 651 nt
Organism: Meleagris gallopavo (turkey)
Lineage: Eukaryota; Metazoa; Chordata; Aves; Galliformes; Phasianidae
Source: RefSeq, a predicted model, not a curated record
AUGCAGCCCCCUGGCCUCGAGGGGCUCCUGGCUGCCGGCGGCUUCGCAGGCGGUCAAGGCAGGAUCCUGCCGCCCCCACCGGCCCUCGGUUGCCCUUCGCCUCCUCCCGGGAUGAACCCCGGUUACCCGACUGAAGAAGCGGCCAAGCCGUGCCUUACGGCCCCCCCCGGCCCCGCCGCCCCGCCUGGUCCCACCGCCUCCGCUCCGUUGCCCUACGGGUACCUGGGUGGGGGUUAUUAUUCGUGCCGAGUCGCCCGCAGCGCCCUCAAAGCCGGCCCGACUCAGGGGCCGUUUCCCCCUGAGAAGUACCUGGACCCCCCCGCGGGCAGCGAGGACUUCCAGAGCCGUCCCGCAGAAUUGGCUUUCUACCCCGGUUACGGUGCACCUUAUCAGCCUGUGGCCGGAUACCUGGACGUGUCGGUGGUGCCGGGGCUGGGCGGUCCAGGAGAGCCGAGGCACGAAGCUUUGCUGCCCGUGGAUGGUUACCAUCAGCCCUGGGCUCUGGGAGGCAGCUGGAGCGGUCAGAUGUGCUGCCCCAAGGAGCAAGGCCAGGCCGGCUACCUCCUGAAAUCCGCUUUUGCAGGUAAAGUCCGUGGGCUGGAGAUGCGGAGGGGCUGUGAGAGGGGUGGUUGGGAGCAAGGCUUAACGUAG